Chenopodium quinoa (quinoa) is the source of this 312-nucleotide messenger RNA. RefSeq names its product lectin-C-like. The record is from RefSeq and is a predicted model, not a curated record. Bases 1 to 312 code for a protein of 103 amino acids. The transcript has a single exon. Gene Ontology annotation, molecular function: chitin binding. Lineage: Eukaryota; Viridiplantae; Streptophyta; Magnoliopsida; Caryophyllales; Amaranthaceae.
AUGACAAUGUUGAAGAAGAGUAACAUUGCAGUACUUGUGGCGUUGCUGAUGAUCAUAUGGAUGGGAAAAUCCACAGGCUUUCGCUGUGGGAAAAUCGCGCAUAACAGCACCUGUCCUGAUGGAUUCUGCUGUAAUAUUUCAGGGUACUGCGGUAAAACUGUUGAGUUCUGUGGAAAGAGCCAUUGCCAAAGCCAAUGUGAGCAUGAAGAUGUGCCUCAGAUUCAAGCUAAGCAAACUCCGAGUAUUCGAGCUUUCAGAACUCGUAAAAUUCCUACUCAGAAUGUUGCUGCUGCUGCUGCUGGGAAUCCUUGA